This is a messenger RNA of Cydia pomonella (codling moth), 1879 nucleotides long. RefSeq names its product larval cuticle protein 65Ag1-like (gene CPR49). NCBI's taxonomy places the organism in Eukaryota, Metazoa, Arthropoda, Insecta, Lepidoptera, Tortricidae. Gene Ontology annotation, molecular function: structural constituent of chitin-based larval cuticle. The record is from RefSeq and is a predicted model, not a curated record. Bases 896 to 1324 code for a protein of 142 amino acids. The transcript is spliced from 3 exons. Gene Ontology annotation, cellular component: chitin-based extracellular matrix.
AAUGUUACUAACGAAAAUUGCAAAUAACAAUACAAACAGAGUGAUAUGGAUGACGAUGGGUAACUGUAGUAUAAAAUGGUGUCGGACGUAACUAAGUAGUUCGGCUCGUGGUCAAGUAUUUCAAAGUAAUAAAAAAUGAAAUAAAUGAAAUUCAUUUAUUUCGGACAAUAAGGAAUCCAUAUCCAUAUAUCCGUUAUACACAGUGUUUUUUUAUUUCCGUUAAUUUCGAGGGUGCAUUCCUGAGCUUAAAUUAAGUAACUUUCUCAAAGACACCGGUAUUCUAAUUAACCCCAUUUCGGAGAUAAUCAAUCAUUCAUUUUUAUCUUAUAAGGCCCUUACGAGCAUGUACACUUGCCUUAGGGCCUGUUUACAUAUUGAUUAGUGUUUAGUGCGAGUUCAUACAUUUGCUACUAAACGUAAGUACUAUCUCGGACGAUCGAUGUUCGAAAUGACAUUGAUAUGUCACAGUUUUCAAUUGUUUGGUUGAGUUAAACGUAAUGCCCGUGUUACAACAACGCUAUAUGCAACAUUUAGUUACUUUUUAUAAAAAUAAAAAUAGUUAAAAGAAUAACAAUAUAUUUUUUUUAAAUUAACUAUGCCAUUUAGUUUCCUUAAACUUACCGAUACCCCGAAGUUAACGGAAUUCAAUAAAAACACGGUGUAUAUGUAUAUAACGUAAAGGUCUGAUUUCAUGUUCUUGCACACAUCAGUCUUAUUCUGUCAAUAAGACUGGACCAGGCUAGAUCCACCUGGAAAUAGUAAAAGAGCCCUUAUGGCAGUCUACGUAUCUAAAUUGUUUUAUGACAGAGUCUGUGUGUGGUAGUCUGUGGCACCACAAUACGCGCGGUUUUGACAUCAAUCUUAUUGCAUUUAUAAACGGGGAAUCGGUAGAAAUAUGCACAGUUUGCAAACAGCUCCAGCAGCAAUAGUUUACUUUUUAGUAAAACAAGCUUUUAAAUUUAAAAUGCAUAAAUACGCAAUCGUCGCCCUCGCCCUGUUCGCUGUGGCUCUCGCAGCGCCGCAACACCAAGACCAACAGCCUCCUGUGGAGAUCCUCAGGCAGGACGCCAUCGUAGGUCCCGAAGGGUACCACUUCGAGUUCGAGACAAGUGACGGCACCUCCCGCCAAGAGCAAGGCCAGCUGAAGCAGAUCAGCGAAGACCACAAGGCCAUCGAGGUGCAGGGCAGCUACAAGUACACUGCGCCCGACGGCGUGGUGUACACCGUCACUUACACCGCCGAUGAGAACGGCUUCCAGCCGCAGGAGCACGUCGACCAGGGGCAGGGGCAGCAGGGGCAACAGUACCCGCAGUACCAGCAAUAAAUACUAACAUACUAAAUUAACCAUUGGUAGAGCUUAACUCGUUGCAUUAAGGGUCACAAAUGGUCAGUCUACUCGACUCUACAAGAACAUUGCCGUGGAAUACUGUAGCCACAAAAUUGAUACCUGAAAUAGGGUAUAAUUUUAUUUUUAUACGGUACGCUUUGUGGUAAAUACAUAGUCAAAUAUUUACCUUGGCAUACUUGUUGCCAUCUACAAAAGGUAUUAUGUUUGCAACUACAAUUAUUUAAGAUUACAUUUAUUUUUGCGGCCUGUUACUCCUAUAGCUAUCAUACGAUACAUACAUUUAACAAAAAGGGAUCGUUUUUCUGGAUUCAUAAGAAUCAAAGGCCAUUUUUCUAUCCCAAAGGAUUGUUUGAUAUGAAUGCUUAACGUCUUUCGAAAAUUAGGAUUUAUGUGUAGGUUUUACUACACGUUCAGAUUGUUAUUUCUUGCUUUGUUGUUAAUUUUCUUCUGAAUUUACUAACUAUUCAUGUUUUUUAUAAGCUUUUGUAAUUAUUUUUGUACAGGUUUUUAAAUAUAUUUGUUAUUAUUUUA